Engraulis encrasicolus (European anchovy) is the source of this 3696-nucleotide messenger RNA. RefSeq names its product dopa decarboxylase (gene ddc). Gene Ontology annotation, biological process: catecholamine metabolic process; serotonin biosynthetic process; amino acid metabolic process. Gene Ontology annotation, cellular component: cytoplasm. Gene Ontology annotation, molecular function: pyridoxal phosphate binding; aromatic-L-amino-acid decarboxylase activity. The record is from RefSeq and is a predicted model, not a curated record. The coding region runs from base 234 to 1676 and encodes 480 amino acids. The transcript has 14 exons. Lineage: Eukaryota; Metazoa; Chordata; Actinopteri; Clupeiformes; Engraulidae.
GGGAGUGUGUGUGUGUGUGUGUGAAAGAGAGAGAGAGGGAGUGACAACAGAGGAGGAGAAGACGAUCAUCAGGUGCAGAGCCAGAGCCAGAGUGAGUGAGUACCUCUCCCCAAUCCUCUCCUCUCCUCUCCUCAUCACCCUGCUGGAUCGGCUAUAUAAUCCUCUUAAGAAGCUCUCAGUGUCAGCUCUCGGUGUGGUGUCUCCAUUCAUUUUGCUUUUGUUGCUGUGUAGUGAUGGACGCAGCAGAGUUCCGGCGGCGGGGGAAGGAGAUGGUGGACUACAUAGCGGAUUACAUGGAGAACAUAGAGCAGAGGCAGGUCUACCCGGACGUGGAGCCGGGCUACCUCAGGGACCUGAUCCCACAGGAGGCCCCCGAGAGCCCAGAGGCAUAUGAGGCCGUGGUCAAAGACAUCGAGAGAGUCAUCAUGCCAGGGGUGACCCACUGGCACAGCCCAUACUUCUAUGCUUACUUCCCCACGGCCAGCUCAUUUCCGGCCAUGCUGGCCGACAUGCUGUCUGGGGCCAUUGGCUGCAUCGGCUUCUCCUGGGCUGCCAGCCCGGCGUGCACGGAGCUGGAGACGGUGAUGCUGGACUGGCUGGGGAAGAUGCUCAAUCUGCCUGAGGACUUUAUCGCUGGCACCGCUGGGAAGGGAGGUGGAGUCAUACAGGGCAGUGCCAGUGAGGCCACAUUGGUAGCCCUUCUUGCCGCGCGCCACAGGAAGGUGCAGCAGAUGAGGAGGGAGCAGCCAGACAGGCCUGAGGCAGACAUCGUCUCCAAACUAGUCGCUUACACUUCAGAACAGGCACACUCCUCUGUUGAGAGGGCUGGUUUAAUUGGUGGCAUGAGGAUGCGUAAGGUUCCCACUGAUGAGAAAUUUGCCGUGGGGGGUGAAGCUUUGAGGAGAAUCAUUCAAGAGGACAGGAAGGCUGGCCUAAUCCCCUGCUACUUCUGUGCUACCCUGGGAACGACACCUUCUUGUGCUUUUGAUCACAUUUUAGAACUGGGCCCACUAUGUAAUGAUGAAAAUGUAUGGAUGCAUAUCGAUGCUGCCUACGCAGGGAGCUCCUUCAUCUGUCCAGAGUUCAGGCCUCUUCUAGAUGGAGUUGAGUUUGCAGAUUCUUUCAAUUUCAAUCCUCACAAAUGGCUUUUGGUAAACUUUGACUGCUCGACGAUGUGGGUGAAGAGGAGAUCAGACCUGAUCGGGGCUUUCAGAAUGGAUCCAGUCUACCUAAAACACGACCAUCAAGAAUCAGGGUUGGUCACUGAUUAUAGGCACUGGCAGAUUCCGCUGGGUCGCCGCUUUCGCUCUCUGAAGAUGUGGUUUGUCUUCCGCAUGUAUGGAGUCAAAGGCCUUCAGGACUACAUCCGUCAGCAUGUGCAUUUAGCGAAACAGUUUGAAGGUAUGGUUCGGAGUGAUCCACGUUUUGAGAUCAGCGCGGAUGUAGUCUUGGGCCUUGUCUGCUUCCGACUGAAGGGAUCAAAUGAACAGAACGAAACUCUGCUGAAGAACAUCAACAGUGCCCGGAGGAUACACCUGGUGCCGUGUCAGCUGGCGGGCAACUUUGUGCUGCGUUUUGCCGUCUGUGCCCGUACCACGGAGAUGAGACAUGUGCAGGAGGCCUGGCAGCAUAUUAGUGACCUGGCAUCCGAACUUCUGCUCAAGCACCCGCACUGACCAGCCAGCAGGCAGCCGCUGUCACCUGGGGGCAAGCCAAUAUUUCACUGUACCGCUGCCACUCUGCUUACUGUGUGUAUACUGUGUGUGUGUAUAUAUAUUUGUGCAUCUGUAAAAAGGUCUGUGUGUGUGCGUGCGUGUGUGCAUAUGUUUCGGCCCAUGACAGGAAUGUUUGCCCAUGCGCAAACGGUAUGUGUCAGCGCAUGAUAGAAAUUGCUGGCAAGUGUUAAAGAAGCAGCCUAGACAAUGUACUUGAUGGCCCUCGUAACAAAGGUAGUCUAAACUAGUAAAAACUAAGAAAAAAGAAAUCUUAUCAUCCUUGAGACACAAGGCACAAGCAAGUUCACUCCAUAUCUUGUGUUUGUGAUACAGGGUGGUAGAAAUCCUUUAAAAACACACUGUUUACUUAAACAUAUUUGUUUUGUAUUGAAUUUACAGUUAGAUUUAUUUAAAAAAAUGCCACUUUUCACUGAAUAAAAUUGUAAGACAAUGUCAUAAUAUAUCCUAAUCAAAAUGUUACGUACUGUAUGUCCACUGCAUACCAUGAUGCCCAGUGGUUAAACAUUUAGAGGGAUAAUUGCAGAGGAGUUCACUAGACUGGAAAUACUUUUCAAUGUUAUUUAAAUGUUUAAGAUUUAUACCCCGCCUCAAAAAAGAUCUGUGGAAAGGAUUUAUUACACAGCUAAGUCACAAUAUACCAAAGAAAAGAAAUGAACAUUUAACAUGGGUGCACUACACAUAUACUAUGUGGACAAUUGUGCAUUUGAUUUUGCUUAAACUUACCACCAGUGUAGCCAAAUGCAACACAUUAGAACAUUUUUUGUCAGUUGUGAUGAAUGUUGUGUGACAGGUUCAACUCGUCGAUGGUCUGACUAAUACAAGUAUUUAUUUGUAAAUGUCUCUUUGCCUUAAUGUUAUGCCUAAAUGUCUUGUAAAGCACAUGUGUCCUGUUCCAUUGUAGGAGCCUGCAUGUUUCAAAUAGGAUGUGGAAAACUAUGUGUGCUUGUGAACAUUCCAAUCCAUCCCUGUCAGUGGGUGCAGUUACAUUCACAUAGUAUUCGAGUUUCACACAGAAUAUUGUCAGUAUUAGGUUUGAAACAAUCUACAGAAUAUUCUGUUUACAUGUGUGGAGAGACAUUCUGCCAUCAGAAUAUGCCUGGAACAUGGCCAUGAUUCUAAUUUAUAAAGAGUCUAGGCUACAUUACUCGAGCGCAAACGGAAUACUGCCACCAUUCCAUUUCCUUCUAUGUAGUUUCCACAUAUUUAACUGUGUGCAUUGUUGGAGAGGUGCUAAAUUAACGUAAGAAACUUUUUGGAGCUUGAAAGCGUUUCACAAAAUUUUCAGUUCUGGCCUGCUGAUACUGUGGUGGGGGUGGGGGGGACCAGGAUCCACCAGACAGAUGGUGCACACAAUUUAGUAACUUAACUAGCUUACAACUUUCAUGGCUGGAUUGAUCAUAGGGCAUACAGGCCAUUUGCCCAGUGAACUGUGUAUGAUUUUGGCCCGACCCUCCCCACAAUAGUACACAACUACAGCAGGCCUGUCUGUAACGGUCAGAUAAAUAAAACAUUUUGGCUGUUGUGGUGGAAAUAGCUGAUAUUAGAUUACUUAAAUGUCGGCACAGGCUUCAUUGUCUCUCUCAGUGCCUGGUGGACUGGUCUUGUCUGAAAAUGCUAGCAGUCUAGCCCUGUCAUACAGCAAUGUGUAUGUAUCUUCAUCCCAAGAAGCUCUCAAUCUCUCUCACUCUCUAAUCACUCCAAUUCACAACCUGACGUGUUAAAGGGUGAGUCAUGUCAUAGGAUGAGGGGCAUUGAUGCCGUUGUUAACGGUUCAUAUUCAGAUAGUAGCUAUAUAAAGCCUAAAGGAAGGAAACAUUAAAAAAAGCGUCCAACGUCAAGACCUGUUGCUUCAAAUGUAGUCCCUUGCGCAAGGCAGUACGUAUGUGUAUAUUACAUUACAUGUGUUGUAGAUGUUAUGGUGUUCCAAGUGUCAAGGGAAGCGACGAAGAAAUCCCAUAGA